Molecule: messenger RNA, 2651 nt
Organism: Mesitornis unicolor (brown roatelo)
Lineage: Eukaryota; Metazoa; Chordata; Aves; Mesitornithiformes; Mesitornithidae
Product: protein zyg-11 homolog B-like
Exons: 13
Cellular component (GO): Cul2-RING ubiquitin ligase complex
Source: RefSeq, a predicted model, not a curated record
UGACAGGAGGAAGCUUCUCCUUAUUCUUUACUUGAUAUCUGUUUGAAUUUCCUGACUGCCAACCUAGAGAAGUUUUGCACAGAAAGGGAAGAUGGAACGCUAUGCUUGCAGGAGCCAGGAAUGUUUCCUCAAGAAGUGGCCGAUCGAUUGCUGCAGACAAUGGCAUUUCAUGGGCUUCUGAAUGAUGGAACUGUGGGCAUUUUCCGAGGCAACCAGAUGCGUUUGAAACGAGCUUGUAUCCAGAAAGCAAAAAUCUCUGCCGUGGCUUUCCGGAAGGCGUUCUGCCACCACAAGCUGGUAGAGCUUGAUGCUGCUGGGGUGAAUGAUGAUAUAACGAUCACAGACAUUAUAAGUGGACUUAGCAGCAAUAAAUGGAUCCAACAAAAUCUGCAGUGUCUUGUGCUGAACUCUCUAACUCUUUCUUUGGAAGAUCCGUACGAGAGAUGCGUCAGUCAGUUGUCUGGGCUUCGUGCGUUGAGUAUUACCAACGUUCUGUUCUACAACGAGGACUUGGCAGAUGUAGCUUCACUUCCUAGAUUAGAAAGUCUGGAUAUAUCGAACACCUCUGUCACUGACAUUACAGCACUUCUCACCUGCAAAGACCGACUCAAGUCUUUGACCAUGCACCACCUGAAAUGCUUGAAAAUGACCACAACCCAGAUUCUGGACGUUAUAAGAGAACUCAAAUACCUGAAUCACCUUGAUAUUUCAGAUGACAAACAGUUUACGUCAGACAUAGCACUUCGUUUACUGGAGCAGAAGGAUAUCUUGCCUAACCUUGUGUCUUUGGACAUUUCUGGAAGAAAACAUGUUACAGAUAAAGCUGUAGAAGCGUUUAUUCAGCAACGGCCCACGAUGCAAUUUGUGGGACUGCUAGCUACUGACGCCGGCUACUCGGAGUUCCUAACGGGAGAAGGAAACCUAAAGGUGUCAGGAGAAGCAAAUGAAACUCAGAUUUCUGAAGCACUGAAGCGUUACAGUGAGCGGGCCUUCUUUGUGAGAGAAGCACUCUUUCACUUAUUCAGCCUGACACAUGUAAUGGAAAAAACAAAGCCUGAAAUUUUAAAGCUUGUGGUUAUUGGAAUGAGAAAUCACCCCCUGAACUUGCCUGUCCAGUUAGCAGCAAGUGCUUGUGUCUUUAACCUGACCAAGCAAGAUUUAGCAGCAGGCAUGCCUGUGCGACUUCUGGCCGAUGUCACUCACUUGCUCCUGAAGGCCAUGGAACACUUCCCAAAUCAUCAGCAGCUGCAAAAGAAUUGCCUUCUUUCACUGUGCAGUGACAGGAUCCUUCAGGAUGUUCCGUUUAACAGGUUUGAAGCAGCCAAACUUGUUAUGCAGUGGCUGUGCAAUCAUGAGGAUCAAAACAUGCAAAGGAUGGCUGUCGCCAUAAUUUCCAUUCUUGCUGCAAAGCUUUCAACAGAGCAAACAGCUCAACUUGGCGCAGAGCUCUUCAUCGUUAGGCAACUUCUACAAAUAGUUAAACAGAAAACAAAUCAGAAUCUUGUAGACACUACCCUCAAGUUCACACUGAGUGCACUUUGGAACCUCACCGAUGAAUCUCCAACGACAUGUCGGCACUUCAUUGAAAAUCAAGGGCUAGAACUUUUCAUGAGAGUCUUAGAGUCUUUUCCAUCUGAAUCAUCCAUUCAGCAGAAAGUUCUUGGACUUCUGAAUAACAUCGCUGAAGUUAAAGAACUCCAUUCUGAAUUAAUGUGGAAGGACUUCAUAGACCACAUCAGUAAAUUAUUGCACAGCGUGGAGGUGGAAGUCAGCUACUUUGCAGCAGGGAUUAUCGCUCACUUGAUAUCUCGAGGAGAGCAGGCCUGGACAUUAAGUCGCAGCCAAAGGACAUCUCUCCUUGAACAGCUGCAUUCUGCCAUUUUGAAUUGGCCAACCCCAGAAUGUGAGAUGGUGGCUUACAGGUCUUUCAAUCCAUUUUUUCCACUACUUGGCUGUUUCAUGACACCUGGUGUCCAGUUAUGGGCAGUGUGGGCCAUCCAGCACGUCUGCAGCAAAAAUUCUGCCAGGUACUGCAGCAUGUUAAUUGAAGAAGGUGGUUUACAGCAUUUGUACAACAUCAAGGAGAACGUCCAGACUGAUCCACACGUCCAAAGGAUUGCUAUUGCCAUCCUAGACAGUUUGGAAAAACACAUUAUGCGUCAUGGGAGACCACCUCCGUGUAGGAAACAGCAACAAAAUAAACCAAACUGAAAGCUGCAGGUAGAAGAGUGUAAAGUAUUGUCUCUGUAAUAAUCCUUUCUGAUGUGUGUGUAGUUGGAGUAACUUGUAACAUAGUGGUCACCAUUAAAGUGAUUCGCCGGUGAUUGUGGUACCCAGAACCAUGUCCGGUAACCUCUGAGGAACGGCACCUUUAAUGGCAACCGCAUAUGCAACUUGUAACGGGUCACUGCUUGAGCUGGCCGUUCCUGUAGGAUUACUGCUGGCUCCACAGAGGUGGGAUUGUACAGGUCAGUGUGCACAUCUGAAUAAAAGACUUCUAGGAACAUCCCGUUUUGUUACUGCUGGGGCAGAAAGUUAUUUCAUCCCUAUGAUUGCUGUUCAUAACACUUUACCAGUUUGGUGUUUGAAUAGAACUGUGUGUGGUUGUGAGAUUCAACACUUACAGAUUUAAACAAAAGUACAUGCAUGCA